AUGACUAGUGGUGCCCCAGCCCGUGGUACAGAGCUGAACCAGAUUCUGUUCCAGAAUUCAGCUGUAGGCCUUAGGUAUCUCUUUCUGAACCUGAGACACCAGCAGUUUCUGAUUCGCCUGGCCUAUUUAAAGACCUUUAGCCAGACCGGUCAGGUCCGUGAGGCCAUUAGAGCUCUGCCAGAGACAGUAUCCUGGCUUCUACUGAUCUAUCUAAUGUAUAUUAAGCCUUUUCUGGAAUUCUUGAUUAUUCAGCUGAACCACAGCCUUUCCAGAAAGCUAGAGAUUUCAGUCAGGCCUAUUGAUUCCUGGACACUAUCAACCACCAUGAAAACCCUAAUGGUUACAAAGCUGGGUCAGCCGCUCGGGGUGAGUACCUGGCGGCACCUGGCCCAGGCUAUCAUUCGCCAUAGGAUGCAGGAGCAGGUGCCCGAGAAAGGCCCCAGGAAUGACCGGGAUAAUGAGGGCCUCGGAGCCCAGCAGAUGUAUCAUUCCAGAAGAACCGGCCAGCAGAUCUAUAGCUGCCAGCAGGUACAGUUUGGCCAGGUCAGGCCGGAUCACCAGGAGGCCCUGAUCCAGUUCAGCCAGUACUGGCAUGCCUAUUUAGGAUCCCUGCCCCUGGCCGAGCCGGUGAUUCAAUUCUACUGGCCCCGGGCCAUGGCCGCACAGGCCCCGAGGCACCAUGUGACCCUAGUCACCUUACCCCAGGCAAUCCUUAACCGGCUCCUGAAGGAAUUCAUGCAGGAUGAGCAGGCCACGUUCCGCAGCCCGGCCCAGGCCAGGGCCCUGCAUGCUCUACUGACCAAGGUGCCCUACCUGAUCCUGAUCCUACUGACCGCGGGGGGGAAGACUACCCUAUUUCUAUUAGGAGCCAGCCUGACUAUAAGCCAGACCACAAUCCUAGUGGCACCUCUGGUGGCCCUGAAGAUGGACCUCUACUGUAAAGCCCAGGCCCUAGGGCUCUCAGUCCGGAUCUAUGAGGAUAGCUAUGAUCAGGGAUCUCUCCUGAGGAUCCUGCUGGUUUUAAUAGAGUCCCUGGCCAUGCCGCGGUUCUAUAGCUAUACCAGGACCCUAGCAGCCCAGGUCCUACCGUCAGGUGAUGUAUCGGGUCAAGCAGGUCAUGCAGUUGCCAGUCCCCAUAGUCUUCAGCUCAGCCACCCUACCGAAGCAUCUUGA
Messenger RNA from Aspergillus alliaceus, 1173 nucleotides. RefSeq lists its product as uncharacterized. Lineage: Eukaryota; Fungi; Ascomycota; Eurotiomycetes; Eurotiales; Aspergillaceae. Bases 1 to 1173 code for a protein of 390 amino acids. The record is from RefSeq and is a predicted model, not a curated record. The transcript has 5 exons.